ACUCCCCAGGGAGGUGCAGCGUUCUAUUGGUCGGUGACGAGCUCGUCGGCUCCGCGCUAGGCUGAGACGGGAGGGUCCUCGGCUAAAGCCCAAAGCAGAUCAAAGUGGUGGGACUCGCGUCGCGGCCGCGGAGACUAGAAGGAGGACUCCGGAUCCGGCUCGGCGCUCGCCCUCGCUCGCCAUGGAGAAGACCGAGCUGAUCCAGAAGGCUAAGCUGGCCGAGCAGGCCGAGCGCUACGACGACAUGGCCACCUGCAUGAAAGCCGUGACGGAGCAGGGCGCCGAGCUGUCCAACGAGGAGCGCAACUUGCUGUCGGUGGCCUACAAGAACGUGGUCGGGGGCCGCAGGUCUGCCUGGAGGGUCAUCUCGAGCAUCGAGCAGAAGACCGACACCUCCGACAAGAAGUUGCAGCUGAUCAAGGACUAUCGGGAGAAAGUGGAGUCGGAGCUGAGGUCCAUCUGCACCACAGUCCUGGAAUUGUUGGAUAAGUAUCUAAUAGCCAAUGCAACUAAUCCAGAGAGUAAGGUCUUCUAUCUGAAAAUGAAGGGAGAUUAUUUCCGGUAUCUUGCUGAAGUAGCUUGUGGUGAUGAUCGAAAACAAACGAUAGAAAAUUCCCAAGGAGCCUACCAAGAGGCAUUUGAUAUAAGCAAGAAAGAGAUGCAACCUACACAUCCAAUCCGCCUGGGGCUGGCUCUUAACUUUUCUGUAUUUUACUAUGAGAUCCUUAAUAAUCCAGAGCUUGCCUGCACACUGGCUAAAACGGCUUUUGAUGAGGCCAUCGCAGAGCUUGAUACACUGAACGAAGACUCCUACAAAGACAGCACCCUGAUCAUGCAGUUGCUUAGAGACAACUUAACAUUAUGGACAUCAGACAGUGCAGGAGAAGAAUGUGAUGCAGCGGAGGGGGCCGAGAACUAAAGGCA
Molecule: messenger RNA, 924 nt
Organism: Mastomys coucha (southern multimammate mouse)
Lineage: Eukaryota; Metazoa; Chordata; Mammalia; Rodentia; Muridae
Gene: Ywhaq
Product: tyrosine 3-monooxygenase/tryptophan 5-monooxygenase activation protein theta
Exons: 6
Coding region: 182-919 (245 amino acids)
Biological process (GO): signal transduction
Cellular component (GO): cytoplasm
Source: RefSeq, a predicted model, not a curated record